Saccostrea cuccullata (small rock oyster) is the source of this 1545-nucleotide messenger RNA. RefSeq lists its product as uncharacterized. Lineage: Eukaryota; Metazoa; Mollusca; Bivalvia; Ostreida; Ostreidae. The transcript is spliced from 3 exons. The record is from RefSeq and is a predicted model, not a curated record. The coding region runs from base 1 to 1545 and encodes 514 amino acids.
AUGGACCAUAUCCCCCGUCUAUCAGAGGUCCUGUAUGUUGGUCUGUGUCGUGAGAUAGGGACACCGACGGAAGUGGCCAUCAGAAGGGACGUAAUGGACAUGAAGGAGAUGAUACGUAGACCUGUUGAUAAUCAUAAGGGCUAUGCUGCGAUGAAUAGUGGUAGUUAUAGAGAGGGAUUUAGGCUGACAUCAUCUGACAUUGAUACAAUGACCUGGUUAUGUCAGUUUAAGCUUAUAACUGACAUAUCUCAGUUCAGGAUCUAUAAUACAUCAAAACAUUUUAUCUUACUGAUGGAAGAUUUCGACACACCACCAGGGUUUGUAAGACUACGCCUUCUGACACCACAAAACAAGUUCAUAAUAUCUAUGUGUCUUGCAGAAUUUAAUGGCGGGGUUUAUAUGUCAGGUUCUCUUUGGAGAGAAUUUUAUUUUCAGUUCCACGCAAAUGACAGAUACUUCCAGCAGAAAAAUAUCCGUAACCAUGGUCCAUGUGUUACUGGUGUUGAUGGAACUCUUGAAUUUGAUCAAGCUGCUUGUUUUGCCAGUAUAUAUUGGCCUAAACAGACGAGAGAUUGGUUUGAUAGAUGUCAGAGACACACCUGGCCUCCUGUACUUGUGUUGGAAAAAAUAUUAAGAAAUGGUUUUCACUGUGUGCCUAUUGGAAGUAAAAUUGUUUCGACUUCUAACGAACUGGAAUGGAGAUUAUCAUUUUCCCAAGCCGAGCAACAACUAGUGUGUAUCAUGAAUCAUACACAAUUUUUAUGUUAUGGACUUUUGAAAAUAUUUCUGAAGGACGUCAUCAAUUUUAGGGUGGAACCACGACUGUGUUCAUAUUUCAUGAAGACCACAAUGUUCUGGAUGAUACAACUAGGGCAUUUGAUAUGGCUUCCAAACAGAUUACUAGAUUGUUUCUGGAAGUGUUUUAAAUAUCUUAUUUAUUGUGUUUAUGAAGGAGAUUUUCCUAAUUUCUUUAUUCCACAAAACAACAUGUUCAUAAACAAAAUGGUUGCAGAUACACGUGCCUCUCUUUUACAACAGCUUUAUCAGUAUUACAGAAUGGGUGUGACCUGUUUACUGCUGAGUCCGACUCUAAAAUCAAUACUUGAACCAGCCCUCAGUAGCCCAUCAUUUGUGUUAUCCACUGCCGAGGGAGAAUUUAUAACAUUAUAUUACUAUAGAACAGCGAAGUAUGAAAAAGCACUACACAUUAUCUAUCUUAGUAAACAAAGACUGUCAGAGGACAAUAUUAUAUACUUUAAUACUGUCGACAGGCACAGACUAGGUAAUAGAUCUCAGUGUUUGCAGUCACUGACAGACCUACAGACACUGCUGCUGUGUGAUGAUAAUGUGUAUGCUCUUUUAGAAACCAGAGACAUAGCAUGGCAGAUACUAGGAAUCUGUCAACACAUUGUAGGAGACUUAUACGGAGCUCUACAAUCUUACGAAGUGUCACUUAGACAGUAUCAAUAUAACAAAAUACAAGAAGCUACAUUGAUAAGAAUUGAGUGUGUAAAAGAACAACAACAUAGAAUUAUGCAAGCGUAG